This is a messenger RNA of Centruroides sculpturatus (bark scorpion), 2363 nucleotides long. Its product is annotated as beta-1,3-galactosyltransferase brn-like. Gene Ontology annotation, molecular function: hexosyltransferase activity; UDP-glycosyltransferase activity. Bases 357 to 1493 code for a protein of 378 amino acids. Lineage: Eukaryota; Metazoa; Arthropoda; Arachnida; Scorpiones; Buthidae. Gene Ontology annotation, cellular component: membrane. The transcript has 3 exons. The record is from RefSeq and is a predicted model, not a curated record.
AUGUAAUUGAAUGUUUUCAUGUAAGUACUGAGGUCUGCAAGGAAACAGUUGCAGCCAGUUAAUGUUAGAUUGACUACCGGGGCCAACCGGUGGGCGGCGUAACUGCACAAGGCCCCUGCAUGAUCCAACUCUUGUGAAAUUUAAAAUUAUAUCGUUUUUCACUAAGUUAAUUAACCUUCGCCAAUCUAUGUAACGGAUGGCCCAUCGCGACAACUUUGAACCGGGCCCUGCUAUUUCUCGGGCCUGCCCUGUCGAUCACCUAAAACUUUUUCCGGGAAGAACAUUAUAUCGUGCGUAGAUCGUCGAGGUUCCUGCUACAGGAUAAUUGGAAAAACUUUUUUAAAAAAACAUAAGCAAUGUGGGUGUGUCUAGCCAAAAUAGAAGGAACUUACGACAAAGAUGAAAUGAAAAUCAACGAGAGAAUGAAGCUUAAGUUUAACUGGAAGAAAAUUAAAUUAAAAUACGUCGUUUUUUGUGUUGUCCUAGUGUUUCUGCUGGAUUUCUUUGGUGCUUUUACACACUUUUUUGAAUUGGACUACCAUACCAAAUUUGUGUAUCCAUUAGAUAUUGAUAUUCAGGACGUUCUUUUUAAAUUAAAAAAUGGAAUGCAGCCCGAUAUUAAACCCAUCAAUGAAUAUAAUUACAGAUUUAAGAUAAAGAAUGAAAAUAAAUGCAAAAUUAAAGAUGGGAAAUUUCACGAGGUUAGACUGUUGUAUGUAAUUAAAUCUGCUCUCAGGAAUGUUUUGCAAAGAAAUGCCAUAAGAAACUCUUGGGGUUGGGAAAAACGUUUUUCGGAUGUGACAAUUAAGAGAGUAUUCAUUCUUGGGAUUGAUCCAAAUGAUCCUUUGCUUCAGGACAAAAUAGAUGAAGAAUUUAAUAAACAUAAUGACAUCAUUCAAGCAGAUUUCAUUGAUACUUAUUAUAAUAACACAAUCAAGACGAUGUUAUCUUUCAAGUGGGUGGUACACUAUUGUCCGAGAGCUCAAUAUAUAUUUUUUUCCGACGAUGACAUGUACGUCUCUACAAAAAACGUUUUGGCAUUCAUUCGUAAUCCUUUAAAUAUACAACUUGGUGAAAGGAGAAGACUACUGUACGAGCACGAUAUAUAUAAUGGCAAAUUGCUUGCUGGAUACGUAUUCUUCUCUCCUCCUAUGAGACAUAAAAUCAGCAAGUGGUAUAUAUCGUUAAAAGAAUAUCCUUAUUCUAAAUACCCACCGUACGUUACAGCAGGUGCUUAUUUAGUGUCAUAUCCGGCACUGCUCGAUUUAUACUAUACUAGUCUGUAUACAAAGAACUUCAGGUUUGACGAUAUUUAUCUUGGAAUUCUUGCAAGAAAGGCUGAAAUUGAUCCACUUCACAACAAAAACUUUUACUUUUGGAAAAAAGAUUAUACGAAAGAUUCCUAUGCAUCUGUCAUUGCAUCGCAUGGUUACGGGGAUCCGGACGAGUUGCUAAAAGUGUGGAAUGAGCAAAGAAGUUUAGGGCACGCGUGAAUAUUAGAAAAAGGUACUGUUUAUGUAGAGAGCAUAUUUACAAUAAAACAAAUAUGAGAAAGUGUUCUAGAAUGUUUUUAUUACUGAAUGUCAGUCGGCACAACUAUCCACACACAAAAAUUUACAUAUAUUUGAAGACCAAUAGAUUUAGCCUCAGUUAUUGCAAAGUAGUAUGAUAGGAACCAAUUUUAAUUAUGACUAAAUCUUUUGUUUUCUUUCUUAAAUUAAUACAUACGUAAAGAAAAUUAAAAUAUACAUAAAUCUGUGCAUAAUAUAUUUUGUUACAUUAGAGAGAUGCUUAUAAAUAUUCUUGAUUGUGUAUGCAGAUAAAAUAUAGAAUAUAUUAAAAGUAUAUGUUUGUAUGGUACAGGUUCACUUGUGAUAUAUUAAGUUUCAAAUAAAUAUACAAGCUAGUAGCACAUAUUCUAUGUUAUUGAAUAUAAAUAUAUAUAUAUUAUAUACACAUAUGUUUAUAUAAUUAGCCUUUGAAAAGGAGUUGUGAUAUUUAAAAUUAAAAAAAUAGCAAAGCGCAACUUUUGAUUUUUAAUGGUUCGGACUGCUGAAAGAUUUUAGAUGGACUCAUAUACAUUGCAUUGAAUUAGCAUUUUAUAAAUGAAUCUGAAUAUAUUAAUGUUUAAAAAUAAUAAUUUUUUAAUACAUUAAUUAUAUAUAUAUAUAGAUAUUGCUUAGACUUUAAAGAUAAAUUUAAGGCAGUAUCUUUCUAUAGAAUGAUUUAUAUAAAUCAUAAAAAGUGCAGCUAUAUUAUAUAUAUAUAUAUUAAGAUAUACAUUAUUAACAGUUUCAUAUACACGUAUAUGAAUUAAGAAUAGUUUUUAUAUUUAUUUAGUGUGAUAAAAAUAAAUGUUUAAU